Molecule: messenger RNA, 6433 nt
Organism: Anoplophora glabripennis (Asian longhorned beetle)
Lineage: Eukaryota; Metazoa; Arthropoda; Insecta; Coleoptera; Cerambycidae
Exons: 12
Coding region: 125-6001 (1958 amino acids)
Biological process (GO): regulation of chromosome segregation; regulation of mitotic nuclear division
Cellular component (GO): chromosome; nucleus
Molecular function (GO): protein binding
Source: RefSeq, a predicted model, not a curated record
AUGGAAUUUAUUUGUAUUUUUUCAUGGUACAUUGAUUAUUAUAAUUAUUUAAAAUAUAGCUAUCUGCUGUUAAUCGUUUUUGAAUCCGAAUAGUUUAAGUUUUAAAAAGUAAAUAUUGUACAAGAUGAGUGAAGUGGAGGAUAAAUAUGGUUCACUAAUGUUUUUUCGGAAAACCGGAGAGCCGGGUACUUCUUAUCCACUGGUUAAAGGAAAGACUUGUAUAGGUUCCUCCAUUGAUGCUAAUAUUCGUCUGAAACUAAAAGAUGAACGUUUGGAGGAAAUACACUGCAUUAUAGACGUGACCCAAAAUGGAAUUGCUACAAUACUUAACAAGUCCCGUGUAUUCCCUAUUUGUGUUAAUACAGUCUCCGUCAGCAAAUUUAAGGUUCUAUAUAAUGAAGAUGAAAUAGAUUUAAUAGGGAAGAAGUUUAAAUAUGUGAAUGAUAAUGUAUCAAGAGAGGAUGUAGAAAAGCACCAGGCCUCUUUAAGCAAAGCCAUAGGUACUCCAUUGAAAAAAAGACAAUCUGUUGCCCCAGUUGUUAACAUACAAAGUACAAAGAAAACUCCAAAUUUUAAAACCAAAAGUACAGUACAAAAAAAGCCAAUAGCAAGAAAGUCUUCUAAUGGAAAAGGCAGAGAAUCAUCGAUGCCAGAAAGAAAUCCAGGCAAGAGUCGAGACUUAGAAAGACCUAAAACUACGUCAAAACUAAUUGUUUCGAAGGCACUUGCAUCACCUAAAAGGACUAAAAGGCGACGAUUAUCCUUAGAUGACAAUUCUACGAAACUAGAAAAAAGUCUCCAAGUGUCUGAGAGGAAUAUUUUACUUUCUGAAAAUAUCAUCUCAUCCACUAUAUCCGAAGAAGAAUGUGUACCUUCAGUAUCUCAGUUAAAAGCCGAUAAUGACGCUGCUGAUUUCUUGGACAUAAGCAAUAGAAGUUUGUCGGCAUCUGAAGACCGGCGGUUCUCGAUAAGAACUCCCAGCAGAUCCUCUAUUAGGAUUAAUGUUAUAGAACCUACGCCAAAAUCUAAAAUAUCUAAAACUCCUUCGACUCGGGCCAAAAGCGAGACACCAAAAAUGAUAAACAAAUUAAAUUCAAUUGAAAAUAUAAUCAAAACUCCGAUGAAGCUGGAAUUGUUGAAAAGAACUCCAAGUUCAACAAAAAAAAUGAGAACAUCCGUAACCAGUUCUAAUUUAGGGGGAGUGGAAGCAGCGUCAGAAUAUUCCAACGUGGAAGCACCGUUAUCUACAAAAAAAGUUGUGCGAGAAAGUAUCGGCACUCCCAGUCGUUCAAAAGUUUCUUCACAUCAAACCUCCGAAACAAUAAAAAGAAGACAGAAAUCUGUCGGAAAUAUUCCAGCGCAUGAUAAAUCAAUGUCUACGAGGAGGAAAACUGAAGGCAGUGAACCAAACGGCAAUGUUAUUGAUCAACAGACUGUAGCCAAAAAACCCUCGACAUCUUUCAGGAAAAGUAAUAUUUCCAGUGUUGACAGCGCAGAUUUGUCCGAAGACAUGGAGAUUUUGAACCUUUCUGAUUCUUCUGUUUCUCCGAUUCCACCCAGGACAGGCUUGUCAAGUACAGAUUCCGAUCCUUUCGAGGAACAAAUUCCAAAUGAUCCCCGUCUUUCACUCGGAAAAGCUUCCCCGAGAAAAUCUAUACGGAGGAGUCCACAAGCCAAACAAUCUUUAAGGCGAUCUUCAGAAAUAAAACCUGUAGGAGAUGAAAAAGAUACUUCUGGGAAUUUUCAACAGUCUGUUCCUGAAGAAACAGGGAAGAAUAGUCUCAACAGUUCUGGGUUGAGACGAUCGAUGCGUAGAAGUAGUGUGUUACAGGAACGAGGGAAAGAACAAUAUUUUGAUAAAAAGGCAGAGCAACACGAAUUAGAAAAUAAACAAGCUUUACAACAUUCAAAGUUAGAAGAUAUAAAAGUUGUUAGAACACCGUCAAUGAGACGAACCUUCAGAAAAAGUGCUUUAAAUGAAGGAACGAAAGAAACUGACUCAUCUAGCAAUGACUCCUUACCUGACUUGCAAGAUCAAUCUUUUGGGAGUUCCACUUCCUUAAAUAACGAUAAUAAUUCAAAUAAAUCUAGAAGGUCCUCACGUAAAAAUGACCAAACCAAAGAAGAAAAAGAAUCAUUUGCGAGAGAACCGCUGGAAAAAACAGACAUAAAACCCAUUUUUAUCCCACAAAGCAGACCACCUUUAAGAAGUUAUGUGGAUGAGAGCAAAAAACUAUCCGAUUGUCUUUCUAGAUCAGCAUCUCGAGGCGAACCAAACGAUGCACAUUAUUUAAAAUCAAAUGCAGAAGAUAAAGAAGACGAAGAUGCAUUGAACCAGUCUACAUUAAGCAACGGAAUCAACGUUUCGAGGAGAGCUUCGUCAAGAAGAAGCGCUGGAAAUUAUUGCAAGUCUUGCGACAUAUCACCCAUUAAAGCUCCAACACCACGGCGUUCUUCAUUAAGUGAGAGUUUCAUAAGCAUUUUUAACAAAUCACCUUUGAGCAAAAAUGAUUCGGAUUUAUUGACAGACGAUCAGUCUGGAAAAGACACACCGAAAUCUAAAAAAAGUCUUUCGAUUGACGAAUCUCAGUCUGAAGAAGAUAUAAGCGAUGUGGAAUAUUUAAGCAAUUCCACAAACUCUAAACGUUCGUUGAGAAAUAGCACUUCAUUUAGUAAAUCCUAUAGUGGUUCAGUGGUGAUGGUCGAUGAUGACUCUAUAAAAAGUACUCCAGAGAACAAUACAUCUAUCAUAAUUCUCGAUACUCCAUUGGUAAAGCCUUGCGGAAACACCCAUAAGAAGCUGUCAAAGACUUUAAAUUCUAGUAUUGAAGAUUGUGUUGAAUUAUCCACUCCUAAAUCGGUGAUAAAAAGUCGCAGGUCGAAAUCACUACCUUAUAAACCAAUCGUUGAGGAAAUUACACCGGUCACACCACAGGAGAUCGGUAGCAGAACCGAAAGUGGUUUUAAGACUCCUUUGAAUACCCCAGGCUUGUUCGAGAACAUUAAAAAUUCUGUGAUAAUGUCGAGAAGCAGGCGGAGGCCAAGUAGUCAUUUCAUGGAGGAAUUGAACAAAGCUGAAGGGAACAAGACUAGCAAGAGGCCCAGGGAAUCGACUGAGGGCAUCGAUAGAUCAGCUAAGAAAAGGAAAAUGUUAAUCGACGACUCUUUGAAUUUAACAAUGGAUGAGGAUCUCGAUGCAUCAUUUGAUUCAUUUGCAACAGACGAAAUUUUUGCUACCGACACCACUGACCAAUACAUCGUACCAAAUACACCACAUGAUUUUAGAAAUCUCACCGAUAAACCACUCAUUACGGACCCACAAGCAAAAAGCCUGACAGAACCGAGAAAACGGAGAUCAGCACCAAACAGACGUUCUUUGCACUCCAUGAGGCUUGACAAUCAAUUUAAUGAGAGCGAAGAGAAGAGCAAAUCGAGAUCAUCCGAUGAUAAUGAAGGAAGCGACAGUUUCAUAGAUUCUGGUGUAGGCUCAAGAAGGUCAAGACGAUUGUCCUUGAAAGCUCAGAAAGAAGAUCCACAAAAUAAAGUAGAGAAAACUCCCAUGAAGGACGUUGGCAAAAAGGAGUUAAGUAUUCCCAAAGAAGCAAAAUCCCCCAAAAAUGAUUUAACGGAGGUCCGUGGUGUCAGACGCCUUAUUCAGACACCAAAACCUGCACCUUCCCCUAAGAAUGAUCUCUCAAAUGUUGCUGGAGUUAAAAAGUUAUUCUCUACACCAAAUAUUGUGAGGUCCCCUAAGAACGAUUUGACUCAAAUACCAAAUUUGAGGAAAUUUGUUUACCCCGUUCAACAAAAUAGUCCCAGAAAUGAUUUAUCAGAUGUUGCCGGUAUCAAAAAGCUACUGAAUACUCCGAAAAAGGUCAAGUCACCUGAAAACGAUUUACGAAAUGUGCCUAAUUUGAGAAAAAUAAUAUCUCCCAAACAGCAAAACAGUCCAAGAAACGAUCUAAGCGACGUAGCUGGUCUGAAAAAACUACUAUCCACGCCAAAGAAACAAAAAGAACCUAGAAAUGAUCUCACAAAUGUGGCGGGUGUUAAACGAUUGAUGUCCACCCCUAGAAAGCAAAAUUCUCCCCUGAACGACUUGACAAAGGUGCCAAAUCUUCGAAAAGUUAUGUCUCCCAAGCAACAGAACAGUCCAAGGAACGAUCUAAGCGAUGUAGAAGGCGUCACAGACAUUUUCAAAGAAACUGAAUCACACGCUAGCGGAAGCGAUAUAGAAAAUAACGAGGAUCUGUUUGACAAGCUAUUUGUCAAGAAACCUAUAAGAACUUACAGGGGACAAAGUUUAUCUCCCAUCACCAGAAAGGCCAUGCUAUUCGCACGGGAUCAGAGAAAGAGUUUGGGCAGUACACCGUUUUCAAGUCCUCGGCUAGAAAAAUGGCUGGAAGACCAGGCGGUGUUUACACAGGAAAAGGUUGACAAAGUCGGAAAAUCUAACACCGAACAAUUAAACGAAGAAACUGACUCUCCUAAGGCAACGCCACAAGCGAGAAGAAGAAGAGCGGUAGUUGCGGGAAAAACAGAAAAUCAAGUCGAAAAGAAACCUAGGGGAAGAGCAAAAGCCCUCCAAACCGAAUCAGUGGAAAACCCGGCAGUAGAAUCACCUAGAAGUUUGAGAAGCAGACAGAAAACUACAGUGGCUGCAUCUCUGAAGGCAGACAUCGUUGACAGUACUACUGCUGCCCCUAAAUUUAAACCACCGGCAACAACGAAGCGCGGUAGAGUUAGAAAAGUGUCUCAGAGGGAGGACAUAACACAGCAAGUUCCAGAGAUUCAUAGCACUACACAAGAUGAGACUGACGAAGCUGAAGCCGCCGACACCGAAGUGACUACCGCAACAAAACGCAGGGGUAGGACAAGAACAGUUUCACGCGAUAAGGCACUCGAACCGACAGUGCAGAAGACUAGCAGUAGAAGAAAGCCGCCGAAGAAAAAUGGUGAAAGCUCCGUCACUGAAGCGGUUCCAUUGCCUCAACGAAAAGGCAGACUAAGAGGUGUUCCGGUUGAUGAAAGAGAAGUUUCCAAGAAAGAUGAAGAUAAAACUACCGACACAGAAACGACUCCGUUACCUAAACGAAAAGGUAGAUCAAGAAAUGUUUCAGUGGAAGGGAAAGUGGUUUCUAGCAGUGGAGGGGGAAAGGCGUCUAAGAAAGAUGAAGAUGAAAAUGCUACUACCGCCGAAGCAACUCUAUUACCUAGACUUAGAGGAAAGCGCAGAAGUUUUUCUGUCGAUGAGACCAUACUUUCUGGUAGUAGGAGAAGACUGCCAAGGAAAUUUGGACAUGAAUCUGAAGAUGAGAAGCAGAACGUGGAGCUUGAAACGGAGAACAAAAAAGAACCUAAAGGAAGAAAUCGAAAAGUAAAACCCGUUACUGAAACAAACAAGAAACCCGCAAAGAAAGGAAGUAGAAAACAGGUAGUUAUAGAGAGUUCCGAAGAAGAUACAAAGGAAGAGAAUGAUGAUACCUUGGAAAUGAAUUCCAGCACGAACAAAAAGUCUAAAUCGGAGGAAGUAUCAGAACCGGUGAGAAGGCUACGAAGGAAGCAAAUUGUAAUUGAAGACGAUGAUGAAUUGCCAGAGGAGGAAAAUAAGGAAAAUUUGCAGCAAAGUGCUGGUAAGAGGAAAGAGACGAGGAGAAAAAAUCAAAAGUUAGAUCCCGUUAUUGAAUUAGUAGACAUUGCACAGAAAAAUGUGGAAAUUGGACGUGACAAGACAAGAAGUAAAAAACAACCAGCAAAGUCACAGGUAGACAAGACCAAAAAAGCCGUAUCAGAAGGAACUCCUGAAAUUUCUCCAAGAACUACUAGGCAGAGGAACGUUAAUUUCAAGAAAUAUGGUAGUGACUUUACGGAACUGGAUGGGGAGGAAACAGAGAGUUAUUCAUUUGAAGAAAACAAGACCGAUGGGAAGAAAAAACGUAAAGUGAAAUUUGUCGAACCUAAUGAAAAACCGAUUCGCAAGUCCAAGAGGACCAGGAAAUGAGGGAUUUAUUGUACAGUUAUUUUUUCCGUGUAAAUAUGUACAUUGCGCAUAUUUUUAUCUUUACUAAGUUAUAUUGUCUCUUUUAUACUGUUGAAAACAAAUUUUUAUUGUUCUUUUCUACGAAGAAUAUGCAACACUAGGUGUUGUAUAUAUUUGGUGUAGUUUUAUUAAAACAUUAAAAUUUGUAAGUACAAAUAUUUAGAAUAUCGAUAAACAUUUAUUUGCAAAAGUUUGUUUAGCUUAUGUGGAAAGUUACUAAAUUCAAAAUACUGAAUACAGAUUGGAAGACGUUGACGAUAUUGUAUUAUACAGGGCGUUAUUUAAGUAUGUGGCCAAACUUCAAGGGGUGAUUCUAGAGUGGUGGGUGAAUGCUAGAGACACGAAACUUGGUAUGAGCAUCCUACUAAUAAAGAGACAACUUUUCAAUAUUUU